Messenger RNA from Daphnia carinata, 1726 nucleotides. RefSeq names its product F-box/LRR-repeat protein 12-like. The transcript is spliced from 3 exons. The record is from RefSeq and is a predicted model, not a curated record. NCBI's taxonomy places the organism in Eukaryota, Metazoa, Arthropoda, Branchiopoda, Diplostraca, Daphniidae. Gene Ontology annotation, molecular function: protein binding. Bases 256 to 1659 code for a protein of 467 amino acids.
UUUUCUUUGCAGUUUACACCCCCUUAGACGGACUCUGAAGAUUAUUGGAAAAUAUUCGCUAGUUUUCCUUUUUGUUUUUGUGUCUCAUAAGUUUACCGCAUAGUUUAUUAACUUUUAGUCCUAUAUAUUAUGUUUGGCACCCUCUAACGUCUUUUUUUCGAUUGGUGGUUGGUGAAAAAGCUUCACCUUCGUCUUAUAAAUAACAUACACAAACCUCAGGAUACCUUAUUCACAGUUAAAGGCGCUACUCCAGCCAUGGCCCUGAACUAUGAACCUCAUAUUUUGCGACUUUCCGAUGAUAUUCUUCUACAAAUCAUGUCAUUUCUAAAACUACAAGACAUUCUUACUGUGGCACAAGUAUGCAGGAGGCUGGAGAAAAUCAGUAAAGAUAGAACCCUGUGGAAAGAAGCAGAUUUGCGUUCUCGAUUCCUUACCCAUGCAGAACUUGAAGUUGCAGUCAAAUGCUUUCAUAGAGGGACAAAGGUACUGGCAUCAACUGGAUCAGUGAAGUUGCUAUCAGGAAAAGUUCAAGAAAACACAGAAUGUCUGUCUCCUGCACUUUUUGAGCUGGUGACCCAGUUUACAGAUCUGGAAACCUUGAUACUGGAGGAACACUUUAUCAAUGCUUCAAUCCUUACGUACAAAUGCUUCCCUCCAACAUUCAAGCAUCUGUCAAUGGAGAACUGUAAACUGAUUAAUGUCCCUGUCAAAGAAUCUUAUUUCUUUAACAUGGCAAGCCAGACACCCAAUUUAGAGAGCCUAAACUUGAAUGGUUGUUUGUGGUUUGAAGACCACUCGAUGAUGGCCAUCAGCAAAUGUCCAAAAUUAAAAAUCUUACGAUUAAGAGGAUGCGCAAAAGUAGGAACAUGCGCGGCAUAUAUAUUCCUGUCUGCCAGGUUUGGCUUCGAAAAUAUUGAAGUUCUUGAUUUGCGAGAAACAGCUAUAUCUGACGCCGAAGUCCGUGCGUUUAAAUCAAAACCAAAAUUAAAACGCUUGUACAUCGACGGGAGACUACACAGGAGACAAGAUAGCGAUGAAAUCGAUCGUGUCACAGACCGAAGUAUUAAUACUCCAGAGGAGUAUGCUCCUCACUUGGAGGUGCUGACACUGACCAAUACUGAAGUUAGUGAUGUGACUUUACGCCACCUGGCUCACAGCAUGCCUAAUCUUCAACUGAUGGAUGUCCGUGGCAGCAAAGUAACGGAGCCAGGAGUCAUCCGGCUUAAAACUGAAUUUUCUCUUCUACGAGUCGUGUGCGAUUUUCCGGAAUGGACAGUAGAUAGCUCACUCAUUUCACCAGAUUGGUGGAUAGAUCGUGAUUUUAUUUUCCAAGACGAUGUAAAACGCCAUCCAUCCUCGGUGUCAAGUUCAAGAGAUGCGACUGCGGAACCUCCUCGUCAUGAACGAAUUGAAAUUAUUGACGUUGGCCCAGGUAUGGUGCGCUUAAGACGAAUCAUUGAUCGUCCAUUUUUUCCCCUCCCGGUACCUCCUGAGGUGGUUCCUGAACCAGCAUCGAGGCAACCUCCUCAGCUUCAAUCUCCUCGUCCUGUGGACCAGGAACUUCCUCGGUCGCCUGAAUCUUUACGAUCCUCUAGCUCCGGUUCUUCGUCCCCUUCUCCGUUAGACAACAUCCAAAACCCCAGAGAUCCCUCCGUAUGAAUUUUUUUUAUUUCUAAUGUCUGUGUUGACUCGACCCGAUUACUCAACAAUAAAAUUUAUCGACUGA